AUGAAAGAAGAGGGAGCCAACGGCAACGGCAGUACAAAUGAAUAUGGAUAUGGAUAUGAAUAUGAUUUCCAGGAAAGUAACGAGAAAACUGCUUCCUCACCGACUUUCACUUUAACUGCUCAGGCAGUUUCUGACGUUUUCAAACGCAAGACUGUUAUUGUUCAGGGUAAAGGAUUCAGUGGGCCAAAAGUAGAGAAGCCUCCAUCAGUGUUUAAUGCCGCGAAUUUGGCUUAUAUUGAUGAUAGUAUUUUUGAGCUAUAUGCUUGUACGCACUUUUUGUUUCCUCCAUUGAGUCUUGAGGAACAUAAUGACUAUGUGAUUGCAGUUGUACGCUGUGAAGUACAAGAUGCAUUGCUCCAGAAACUUCUCAAUGAUAAUUACCGUCAGAGAAAGAAAGGGGUGUUCUUCGUUGGGGAAAGAAUGUUGGUUUAGCUAAAACAUGAACUAAAAAACGUGUUGGGGUAGCAGUUUACAACUGAGCGUCUUCACUAGAAACAUUAGUUGGUUAUCUCUACCUGACAAAUGUAAAUAGUUUGGAAGAGUAAUGCUUACGUUGGGAUUCUCAACUGGUUCUUCUACACAAAUGAUUAUGGAGGAAGCAAACAGUAAGUCAACUAUCUAGAGUGCGCCUUUCUUGUUUGUAAAUCAAAUUUGUAUCGAGCACCUUACCUCUUCGCUUUUGUAAUAAAAUGCGUGCCACAGUGACAUGAUAUGGGCAUCAUGUGCUCAGGUGCAAACGUCAUGCACGUUUCUUUUAUUUCCUUUCAAGCUUGAGAUUCUAAGGUUAUGAUGUUGUGGGGCAAGAAAGCUAGGGGAAAGCUAAGAUCACAUUAUGUGGCAAAUGAUGGCAGAUUAAAAUAGAACUGGCUAAUUAGGACUGAAACCUGUGUAGAGAGAUAGUGUAAGUUAGUGACAAUGGUGUCUCUUUCAUGAUGAUAAAAAGAAAAGGACUUGUGCCUUACAUGCUUUUUGGCUAACCCUAUGAACACAUGCCUUGGCCAAGCAUGUAGCCUCGCCUAUGGAUAGCUUUAAUGACAUGAAUUUGGGAUC
Messenger RNA from Populus euphratica (Euphrates poplar), 1050 nucleotides. RefSeq lists its product as uncharacterized. Gene Ontology annotation, biological process: RNA processing. Gene Ontology annotation, molecular function: ribonuclease III activity. The record is from RefSeq and is a predicted model, not a curated record. The transcript has 7 exons. NCBI's taxonomy places the organism in Eukaryota, Viridiplantae, Streptophyta, Magnoliopsida, Malpighiales, Salicaceae. The coding region runs from base 1 to 432 and encodes 143 amino acids.